Molecule: messenger RNA, 1299 nt
Organism: Glycine soja
Lineage: Eukaryota; Viridiplantae; Streptophyta; Magnoliopsida; Fabales; Fabaceae
Exons: 5
Coding region: 1-1299 (432 amino acids)
Source: RefSeq, a predicted model, not a curated record
AUGGGCAAUCUGCAACAAGCCUAUUCCCACAGUGGACAUUUACAGGGCCCUAUGUUUUCUGCAGAUCUAUUAAUUAAGAGUCGAGGACUAAUCAUAUUUCACAGCCUUCUAUUUAGCACCGGCUUCAAACAUAGCUACAGUACUACUCAGCUCAUGAGCAGGAAAUUUGGGGCACAAUCAAUACAGAUUGCAGAGACACUUGAAACAAUAUGGCAUGCAGAAAUAAGGCAGGUGGACUUCGAGAAGGCGUAUGAUUCUGUUUCAUGGUCUUUCCUGGAUUACAUGCUGGAUAGGAUGGGCUUCAACCUUACAUGGAGAAAAUGGAUCAAGGCUUGUUUGCAAUUUGCCACAAUAUCAAUCCUAGUAAAUGGCAGCCCUACAAAGGAAUUUGUUCCCACUAGAGGUUUGAGACAAGGGGAUCCUUUAGCCCUCUUGCUCUUUGAUAUAGUGGCUGAAGGUUUGACAGGAAUGAUGUGGGUAGCAACAGCCAAGAACCUGUACAGAAGUUUCAUGGUAGGGAAGCAAAGUCAGCCUGUAAAUAUUCUGCAAUAUGUAGAUGAUACAAUAUUUGUGUGGCAUGCUUCAUGGGACAAUGUCAUUGUUUUGAAGCCUAUGCUAAGGGGUUUUGAAUUGGCAUAUGGAUUGAAGAUUAAUAUUGCAAAAAGCCAAUUUGGGAUUUUUGGAGCUGGGGCUAAUUGCAUUCAUGAAGUAGCACAAUUUCUGAACUGCAGACAUAUGGAGACUCCUUUCCAUUAUCUGGGCUUUCCCAUUGGGGCAAAGUCUACCAAUAGCUUGGUGUGGGAACCUCUGAUCAGCAAAUAUGAAGCUAAGCUAUCUAAAUGGAAUCAGAAAAUUUUAUCUAUGGCUGGAAAGUUGUGGGCCAGGAUACUAAUGUCAAAAUAUGGAGGCUGGUCAGAUCUUAGUAAUGGAAGGGACAAAGCUAGGCAUUCUCAAUGGUGGAAGGACCUCCGAAAGCUAUAUCAGCAACCUGAGUUCACUCUUAUUCAUCAGCAGAUGUUGUUCUUGAUUAGUGGUCAGCAGAAUAGUACCAUCUCGAACAUGGGAAGCUUCUCUCAAGGCAAUUGGUGUUGGGGCUUAAAGUGGAGAAGGAAUCUAUUUGAUUAUGAGCAACAUAUAGUUGUGGCAUUUAUGGAAGCAAUUACUGAUAUACAAAUCCAGGCUCAUAUGCAAGAUAUUAUGGUCUGGAAAGCUGAUCCCAAUGGUGUAUAUUACACUCUUCAGCAGAAAUAUAAUCAGGUUUUCCUGAUAAGUAGACAGCAAAAGGCCCACAUUUCUUGA